AUGGGGGACCAGCAAAAGGAUAUUCCUCGCAGUACCAGCAUUACCGCCUCAAGUAGCAGCACUGUCGUCGGUGGCUCUACUGGCGAUGGGGAGGCAAAGGCGAGCCAGAGGGUCAAGAGCUCCAAGGCAAGCAAAAACAACCUCCAAGGCGCAAGACGUCGAGCUCGUCGUGGUGCAGGACCGUCGCAGCCGCACGGUGACCACGAUGGACUCAGUCAUAGCACUACCACCAACGCCAGCACAGUUGAAGUCCCCUUCAGCUUCGACCGCAGUCUUUCUGCGUCCUCGUCGAUGAACCAAGGGCGAGAACGAGAAUCGUCUUCUGAAACACAUUCCACGGACCAGAAUCUAUCGGAUCUCUUGGGCGGGCUGAAGGUCAACGAGCAAGGCGUUGCGCCGUACUUGCGACGCAAACCAGUCGGAGACGAACCCUCGGCAGCCGAUGACGACGAAGCCGGCAACAACAAAGAUGGCGAAGAUGACGAAUCCGAGUAUCUGAAUCUUGUUCUGCCCAUGACAAAACUUCCCGGUCAUAAACUUCAAAUCCCCCCUGCGCUCAUGCCUGCAGACAGCACAGCACAGCGAUAUUUCAAGCUCUACUUCGACAAUGUUCACCCGUAUGUUCCGGUCCUGGAUAAGGUGGCUUUCUAUCACCAGUGGAAUACCCGCCGGGCGUCUAUUUCCCCCUUGAUAUUGGAAGUCGUGUUUGCCAUUGGAAGUCGGCUAGGUGAAGAUUGUCCGAGAGUUAGCAAUCAGUGGCUGGCUCUGGCUUCAAAGCACGCGGAUGACUUCAUGGACGUUCCGAGAUUAAGUACCCUCCAAGCCCUUCUGAUUCUCCUCAAAGCUCGGGAAGUGGCUCCCAAACGUGGUUACUUUUACCGCUCGUGGAUGAUGAUUAGUCAGUGCGUGAGAAUGGGGAAAGAUCUCGGCUUGGACGAACACUAUGAGAAUCAUCAAGCAGGGGACUCUGGUAUAUGCGACUUGAGUCCUGCCGAAUGCCAACUUCAUACACGACUCUGGCAGGUCGUUUUUGUUGUUGAAGCAAUGAUUGGAAAUCCUCAAGGCCGGCACGAUUUAUGCGUGAACGUUGAAUCCGUCAACUUCAACGAACCACCACCAAACUCGGCGAGUCCUAGCAUUGGGGAUGAUGACCAGAGCGAAUAUACCGUGUCUAGAGCCUUUACCUACAUGGCUCGUCUUGUACGAAAUGUCCGAAACCUGAAUGGGAUAUAUCUGAGACUGAGGAAGGGAAAGGACUGGGGCACCCAACCCGAGUAUCUGGCAUUUGAGCCAAGCAUGACCUCAUUUCUCUCAAGCCUUCCAGCCGAUCUGUUGGUUGAAUAUCCCGGAGACAACACAUCGCCGCCCUGGCUACCAUCUGCAUUUCUGGGCAAUCUACAUUCGUACUACCACCUCUCUAUUAUAUUGUUCCACCGAGGGGUUUUGGGAUUUCUCGAUCCCGUGGUGAACAAGGCCCUUUGGAAGCGGCACAUAAUGAUCUGUUACGACUCAGCAAGAUAUCUCUGCCGACUCCAAGAGGCAGUCAGGAAGCAAUUUGGCAUGGUAGGACUGCAGAGUAUGCAACGCGGUUACAGCUUUACAGUGUAUUCGGGACUCUCGUGCAUAGUCCUCCAUUUGGUGGCCAUUGUCUCGCCGGACCCUGAUUUGAACACUGGUGCUCGCGAGUAUUUCGAGCGUUGCAUGAGGUUGAUGGAGGAAGUCAUGCAGGCGUGGUGGAUGCCGGAUUUACAGAAGCAAAUCGAUGCGUUUAGGGAGGCAUUCUCGGCCGACCUAAGCAAACCGUUUGUACUCAGACCAGACUUUCCAAACAUUCGUCCGCGGCGAUCGCCGUCAAGCCAGCCAGAGAAGCCGCCCCCAAUAAUAAAACCCGAGCCGGUCGACAGUGUGAACUAUCCCUAUACCCAGGCAGCAACAGGUCAGCAAGCAGAAUCGCCUCUGCUAGACAUGCCACAGCACGAUCUUGCCACCGGCGCCUCCACGCAUCUAGAACCGCAGAAUCUACAAAUACAGUCAUCGCCAACGCACUCCAACUGGAAUACAGACCGCAUCUUCCAAACCUGGAACUCACUGUUUGGCCCGCCACCACAGCUAGAACCGUUCCCCGGCACUGCUGUACCUCCACAGACUCCCUUGCCCGCCAUGGACAAUUACACCUUUGCCAAUGUAUCUUCUGGGCCUGCGGGUGGGUUCCCUCUACCGGACAUGCAAGCCCUGGGACCUUCCUCACAGUUGCCUAAUUUUGAAAACCCUCCUCAAGUCGGCUUGCAGCCAGAGACGACGCAGCAGUACCCUGCCAAUGCGAUGCCGGGACUCUUCUCGCCCAGCAUGUGGCAGAAUUUGGCGGCGGCUAUGUACGAAGAUGGGCAGAAGCGCCACUUGUAG
Molecule: messenger RNA, 2403 nt
Organism: Metarhizium acridum CQMa 102
Lineage: Eukaryota; Fungi; Ascomycota; Sordariomycetes; Hypocreales; Clavicipitaceae
Source: RefSeq, a predicted model, not a curated record